Messenger RNA from Monopterus albus (swamp eel), 2452 nucleotides. RefSeq names its product GRAM domain-containing protein 3-like. The transcript has 14 exons. The record is from RefSeq and is a predicted model, not a curated record. The coding region runs from base 278 to 1552 and encodes 424 amino acids. NCBI's taxonomy places the organism in Eukaryota, Metazoa, Chordata, Actinopteri, Synbranchiformes, Synbranchidae. Gene Ontology annotation, cellular component: cytoplasmic microtubule.
GUGGAUACUGUAGGACUUGUCUCUGAAAGGUUUAUGUCAGGCCUGAAACGUCUUCCGUCCCAGCAGCUGUGAGCUCGUCGUUCCUGACGCGCUUCCUUGCUGCUGCUCCCCCCCUUUCCCUGACUCCUCCUCUGUCGGGUUUCUCAGUCCCAGCGAUCUUCCUAAACUUUCCGUGUCCAGGCUUCCCGACGCGUCUUUGUUCAAUGCGAUGCAAGGACGACAGUGGGAACAAAUGGAAUGGAAGCGUGUGAGAUGUGAACUAUAACGCACGGUACCGAUGGCCGAGCAGGGGGACAGGCCUCUGACCCCGGUACCCACACUAGAGCAACUUUCCAAUAAGGACUCUCGAGGGAAUCGCUCAACGUGUGAAGUGGAGAAUGGAGGUGAGAGGAGACCGAGGGGGCGUGUACAUUCCCCUGCAGACCUCCGGCUGCGUCUGGAUACAGAGUCCGAGGCCUCAGAGAGCAGGAAGAAACUGCCAGGCGCCAGACUGAAACCUGUGGUAAAGCUUUCACCCAUGUUGGCUCCCGGUGAUUUUGAAGCAAAGCUUGAAAGGAAGAAAUGGCAGCCCCGCCAGUUAUCAAAGACAAACGCCCAGUAUCAUAAGUUAUUCAGCGAAAUCAGCAAUGAUGAGUUACUCAAACAAAGUUACACUUGUGCCCUGCAGAAAGACAUGUUAUAUCAGGGCAGAAUGUUCGUCUCUGACAACUGGAUCUGUUUCCACUCCAAAGUAUUUGGCAAAGAUACCAAGAUUUCAGUUCCAGUGAUGUCUGUAACAGGUAUCAAAAAAACUAAAACUGCGUUGUUAGUACCAAAUGCUCUUGUGAUUCAAACUACGACCGACCAGCAUGUGUUUGUGUCGCUACUCUCUCGAAACACCACCUACAAAGUUCUGAAAUCCAUCUGCAUUCACUUGGAGAUGGAUGAUAAGACAUGCAGCAGCCCCGUUACUUCUUCCUGUGAUAACAGCUUCAGGGUCAACCGCCCAUCGUCCCUUCCUCUGGACUUUCCAGAAGCUUUCUCUGACCUCGAUGGGGUCGUGCAGCAAAGACGGCAGGUGCUGACGGAGAGCAGCAGCUCUGACUCUCAAACUCCAGAUUAUGACAAAAUAACUGGCUUCUCCAGCCUCCCAGACACUUUCCUAGGUGCAGUAAAGAGUGGAGAGGUUUCAGUCCAUGCAGACAUCCACCUCCAGACUCCAAGCCAAAAACACGGAACUGCCCUUAAGAGCGGGACAACCAAGCCACCCCACAGAGUCACGCUCAAAGAGAAAACCUCACAGCUUGUGUCGUUACAUGCCAUCCUCCUAAUCUAUUUGUUUUUAGUUAGUCUUCUUGUCUUGUCCUCCUGUUACAUGGCUUUCAAGAUUGUGGCUCUUGAGCAUCGUCUGAACUCCUUGUUGUCCACCUGGGAACACAUCCGUAAUGAAAAUACUAUGAGCCACAGGUCCCAGGAUGAGGUGAAUGCUGAGAUCUAUGGAGAACUGUCUACCAACCUGUUCAAGCUGGAGAAGAUUCAAAGAAACCUUCAGAAGCUACUUGAAGAGACUUAAGAGAGGAUUGUUUUCUGCCUGUCUGGACAGAAGCUGUACUUUAAUAAGAAAUGUGGGUUGAGCGCUGCAGAUCAGUCCUGAUCAUAUUUGGUAAUAGAUCCGUCGCCAAAGCAGAGACUGCUCGUUCUUACAAUUGUGUCAGCCUUAAUUUAAAUAGUGCAAUAAUGCCUUGUGUGCCUGUUUCUCUCAGGACUAGUUUAUCAGUCUGUUUAAGUUGUGGCAGAGGUAAACUGAAGCAGUGCCCUAGUGUGCCAGUGUUAGUGAAGGGAAAUAGUUUUAGUGUAGUGUAGCUAAGAGCUUUCAUUUUGCAUUUCACAAGAGUGGGAGUUUUAUUAAGGUGUUUGGUCCAAAUGUCCCAUUUCAACGUUUUUCCAAACAUUUCAUAAAAGGUCAACUUGUGCUUAUCUUCUUUUGUUAGAAUUAAAUUUCAAAUUAUAUUUGUCAUGUAUAUAGGUUUGUACAAAUUAGCCAUUUUUUUAUAACUGUCAUAUCUAAGGAGAAAAAUUUACAGUGCACUUGAACAUAGUCAGGCUGCUUGGGCUGAGAUAAGGAGAGGUUAGGUGAAAAUAUUUUGAAAUGAGUCAGGUGUGUCAGGUGCAAUAGAAGUGUGCGUUGUAAACUACAGUGGUGUGGUAAUGCUUUUGUUUACAUUUACAUUCCUGUAUUGCAUCAUUAACUACAGACUGAAAUAAAUGUCACACGUCCACUGCUUCAAGAGUAUUUUCAUAUACUGGGCGAAAGUCGUGACACAGGUCAGGUGACGUGAAUGUAGACGAAUGAAUGCAAACAGUGACGUAACCUAAUCACGGUUAUUAACAUCACUACAAUGGUGGGUCUGUUUUUAUUGAAUUGGCAGUUUCUGUUUACAAAAAUAAAAGUAGCAGUACUACAGUGUAAAAU